ACAAAAAAAGAAGUGACCGGAAGUGGAGUUUUCUUCACUGUUUUUACCGGAAAGCUAACACCGGAAGUGGGUAUUAGCUUGACGAGGAGUUGAGUGAAAACUUCCCGACCCUUCGCGCUCCGACGUCCACCGGCCGCUGGUUGGAGCAUGUCUUCGGACCCGGAUUACAGAGCGAUUGUUCGGGAGCAGAUGGGAACCGCCGGGGCAGAGACGCUUCAGGUUCUGGAGAAUCGGAUCUUGGAGUUGAAGCGGCGGCUCGCGGUGCAACAAAAGAUGCUCGACGCCGCGUUAAAACCGGAGGUUCAGCUUUACAGAAUCAACUCCCUGAAGCAGGAGGUGAAGGAGAUGGAGGAGGAGCUCCAAAGAAGAAGAAAGGAGAAAGAGGAGGAGCUCCGAGAAGGAGGAGGCGUGGAGGUCUUCCAGCCUCCAGAGAUCAAGGAGGAAGAGUAUGAGACCGUCAUCAUCCUGGAGGAAGAGCGGCUGGAGUACGAUGAGGACAUUGAGAAACAGGAAACUCUGAUGGCGUCUUUGGACUCAGAACCGGAGGACGGACUGGACCACCGGGGGGGAGUUCACGGGGGGGUUCCCGGGUAUCACUGCGGCGUUUGCGGCAUGAGUCUGUCCAGCAAGCUGUGCCUGCUGAAGCACCAGACCCUCCACACCGGCGAGAGGCCGUACUCCUGCGAGCUGUGUGGCAAAACCUUCCGAGGAAGCGACAAGCUGCUGCUCCACAAGCGGACGCACACAGGUGAGAAGCCCUACCUGUGCCCCACCUGCGGCAAGAGGGUCACCGACCCGUCCGCCUUCAAGAGACACCUGACCAUCCACACCGACGAGAAGCCCUACGCCUGCGAGAUAUGCGGCAAGAAGUUCAAGCACAGCAACGCCAAGCUGUGCCACGUGCGCUCGCACACAGGUGAGCGGCCGUACCUGUGCGACCUGUGCGGCAACGGCUUCGUCAGCGCCUCCAAGCUGGAGCGGCACCGCAAGACGCACACGGGCGAGCGCCCUCACGUCUGCGCCGCCUGCGGGAAGGGCUUCAUCCGCCUCUCCGGCCUCAGGAACCACGUCUGCUUCCGGAAGCGCGCCGUCCGCUUCCCAGAAUGCACCUCUGCUUGAAAACGUUUGAGACUGUUUUAUGCUUUGGACCGCUGUGGGAAUGAAAAUGAAGGAGCGUCUGUGCAUCAGCGUCCGGACUCGUCGUGACGUUCUGUAACUCUGCUGCUGUUUGGACCCCUCCCCCUUCCUGUUCUGUUUUUGGUUUAAAUAAAGUUUUUCUUUGAGUUUCCAGGAUUUGACUUCUUGUAAAGUGCAUGUUUUUUUGUGUUAUAAAUUAUGUUCUUCCAAUUCCAAAAUUAAAUAUAUUUUUAUUUUAAAAAAAUAUUUCCUCAUUUUUUUCAGCUUUUUGCUGCAGUUUUGACAAACAGGAAGUAGAAUUCCUGCGUACAACUUGAAUUGCGGCGGGACAGACGUGAUGUAGCCGAUGUAAACGGUUCCUUAUUGAUCAAGAAUUCGUCUAUUUUAUGUGUCAAAGCUGCGGCAACCUUCCCUGCUCUGUCGUUCUGCUCACCUGGCAGGUGUGGGCCAAUAAUAUUUCAGCACCUGGGGGGGGUAUUUAGGUCAACCAGAUAAUUGGAACCAGACCAGGAACAGGACACAUGUUUGUGGGUUUUUCCACAGUUUAGUUGGGGCUUUUUUUUGUUUCCUUCGAGUGGUUUAAAUUUGGUUUGACCGUCUUUAUCCGGGCGCUGCUGCUGACAGUCAUUGUGGUCGAUCAAGUGUCUCCCUGACACUUUUUUGGGGGUGCGCAAAGUUACAGUCCUUUAAUUUUUGCAGGACGUUCAUAUUUCCUUUGCUUUACGAAACAAUUUUUUUUCCUUUUUUUUUUUUUAUAAAUAAACUAUUCCUCGUUCUUCUGGU
This is a messenger RNA of Oryzias melastigma (Indian medaka), 1920 nucleotides long. RefSeq names its product zinc finger protein 239. Lineage: Eukaryota; Metazoa; Chordata; Actinopteri; Beloniformes; Adrianichthyidae. Gene Ontology annotation, biological process: regulation of transcription by RNA polymerase II. The record is from RefSeq and is a predicted model, not a curated record. Gene Ontology annotation, cellular component: nucleus. Gene Ontology annotation, molecular function: RNA polymerase II cis-regulatory region sequence-specific DNA binding; DNA-binding transcription activator activity, RNA polymerase II-specific.